This is a messenger RNA of Penaeus indicus, 1323 nucleotides long. RefSeq lists its product as uncharacterized. The transcript is spliced from 3 exons. NCBI's taxonomy places the organism in Eukaryota, Metazoa, Arthropoda, Malacostraca, Decapoda, Penaeidae. Bases 58 to 1323 code for a protein of 421 amino acids. The record is from RefSeq and is a predicted model, not a curated record.
AAUGUCUGUGGGAGUGAAUGUGUUCUUGAUGCUGUAGUGUGAGAUUCAGCCGAAAUCAUGAAUUACUGUGAAAGAACUCGAGUUUGCCACAGUCUCAUCACGGAGGAGGCCGUGAAGGAGGCCCUGAGGGCGGACAAGGGUAGCGGGGCUCAGCUCGUCUCGUGGAAGAUCAAGGACUUCACCAGAAAGGGCGAUAACUACGUGGCGCUGGUGACGAGCGUCGAGACGGAAUAUGCGCUCGGAGGAGGAGGAAAAGGACAAGUCUCCUACGUCAUUAAGGCCAACCCUUGCCACGACGCCAUAAGUUACGAGAAUGUAACCCACGCGAUUUUCUUGAAGGAGGCAGAUUUCUACACGAAUCUCCUCCCUCACAUGAAUGCAAUACUGCAAGCAACAAACGUGGGGAUGUUAGACAUGCCCGUGUGUUACUACAGUAAGAUGGAAAGGAAGAAGGAAAUCAUCAUCCUGGAAGAUCUGAGGACGAGAGGCUUUAAGAUGUUCGACCGCCGGAAGGGCUUGGACGUCGCUCACGCCAAGCUUGCGCUGAAAGGCUUAGCCAAGCUCCACGCCGCUUCCCUGCUGCUACAGGAGAGGAAACCCGACAGCUUAGAGGCCAAGCUCUUAAACCGACCCUGGGGUAAUCUGGUCGAAGGCUCUACUAACGUGCUGCCAAUACUGGAAAGAACACUCGAUACUUCGGUAACUAUAUUGAGUAAAAUUGGUGGCUAUGAAAGUUCUAUAGUCUGGGUAAAGAACGUCAAGGCAAAACUGCAAGAAAUAUUUGAGAAUGACGUGAAAUCCACCAAGUACCAUGUUUUAUGCCAUGGGGACGCUUGGAACAACAACAUGCUUUUCAAGUACAGCGACGACGCCACUCCCGAAGCAGUGAUGCUCCUUGACCUCCAGGCCUGUCGGCGCGUCUCCUUCGCCAACGACCUCAACUUCCUCCUGUACACGAGCCUCACGGGCGACGUCAGGAAGCCCAACCUGGACGCCCUCCUGGAGACGUACCGAGGCCACUUCAACGCCGUGAUGGAGGCCGGCGGAGGCGCCCUUCGACUCGGGAGAGAGGAAGUCGUCGGGGAGUUCCGAAGAAAGAACACCAUCGGGGCGAUUUUCGGCAUGGUGACCAUCGGCGUGGUGCUGGUGGACCCGAAGGAGGCGGUGGAGGUGGAGGCCUGCGAGGAGGGGAACUUCGACAGGGCCUUCGAGGAGGUGAAGAAGAAGACGCUGGCGAUGCUCGAAACGAAUCCGCUCCUGCGGCCGCGGUUUCUGGCCAUGUUUGACGAGUUCAUUGAGAGCGGCUUGAUACCUUCAGCAUAG